AUGUCGGGGAUCCUCUACCGCAACCACACUGCUACUGUCAUCUUGAUCGAUAUUCCUCAAUCCAUCCGCGAUGGCCAACAAGUUCCCUACACCCUCAGGUCAACUCCGGCUCUCGAAAUGCCGUAUCCCAGCUCGGAACCGAAGGGUUUGAGGCGAGAGGCUAUGCUCAACAGGAUCGCCGUCGACGAGCAGCUCUAUCAUGGGUCCGUGCAAAGGGAUAUUUGUGCCGCACUGAUCGAGAUCCGGACACAUUUGCAUGGUCAAGGCGUGGCUUGGUGCCACUUGCGCAGCGAUUUGACCUCUCACACUGACUCGACGGCUCGCUUAGCAACCCAAACAAGCAAUUCAAAUGUGAGCGCCAGUCCUUCCUCAAGGGACGGUGCGGUACCUGUGGUUUUAUCGACUACACAAACACGCAACAAGUUUGGCUCUCUUGAAAAUCUGCAAGGUAACAUUGUCUGCAACUUUCGGUCGGAGACUGCUAUAGCUGAGGUUGGCGACGUUGGUGACUUUAUUGUUCCCCCAGGAUCUGCAUUCCUUUGGGCGAGUAUCGAACAAGGACUUGCCGCUUUUCUUAUAGCCCGUCGAGAAAUCUCGCCGAGAAAUAGGACCUUUGAUCUCAUUCUGAUGGACCCCCCCUGGUCCAACCGGUCAGUUCGCAACUCUCAUGCUUAUAGGACAUCGGAAGCUCAGGAUCAGGAUCCAUUUCCGCAGGCAUUGCGCGUGGUGGAGGAUUUUCUUGCCCCGCAAGGACUACUUGCCAUCUGGAUUACUAACAAGUCUUCUAUCCGCGCGAGAGUAUUGCAGACUCUGCAAGCACUAGACCUGCGUUUACGGGAAGAAUGGGUGUGGAUCAAGUCGACCGCUCAAGGGGUUCCCGUCAGCCAAAUUGAUGGAAUCUGGCGGAGGCCGUAUGAGGUCCUGCUGUUAUUUCGGAAAGGUCGAUCUCCUGAAGACCCCAAACGAAGGGUCAUCGCUGCCGUUCCGGACGUGCAUUCGCGAAAACCCUGUCUGAAGAUGUUAUUGGAAGAACAUCUUCCUUCAAAGUACAGCGCCCUGGAACUAUUUGCUAGAAAUCUGACAGCCGGCUGGUGGUCGUGGGGCGAUGAGGUAUUGAAGUUCCAACACGAAAGCCAAUGGGAUGGUUAUGAGAGAUCUGAAGUAGAGGUCUAG
Cladophialophora psammophila CBS 110553 is the source of this 1173-nucleotide messenger RNA. RefSeq lists its product as uncharacterized. The coding region runs from base 1 to 1173 and encodes 390 amino acids. The record is from RefSeq and is a predicted model, not a curated record. Lineage: Eukaryota; Fungi; Ascomycota; Eurotiomycetes; Chaetothyriales; Herpotrichiellaceae. Gene Ontology annotation, molecular function: methyltransferase activity; nucleic acid binding. Gene Ontology annotation, cellular component: nucleus; RNA N6-methyladenosine methyltransferase complex. The transcript has a single exon.